CCACUUCAUUGUAUAAUAGCGACGAGCCGUUUUUAGUCUUGAACUCAUAAAUAUCAUCAAGUACUUAAAUUUUUUAAUGAUAUCGACUAAUUUAAAUCAACGUAUGGACACCAAGGAAAAACCAUUGGUACAACAUCCUUGGGAAAAAACAAUUAAGGGUAAACAUUCAAAUCGAAUUAAAUACUCUCGUAAUUCGAUAAACAAUUCUGUUUAUUCCAAACCUAAGGCAAAAAAAGAUAUUGAUGAAGAAGACGUAAGACAAAAUAAAACUAAGUUCUUAGUGGUUGGUGAUAGAUGUACCAGGGAAUUCAUCGUUUGCAAGAAAUUGGUUGAAGGACUGUAUAAGUAUAGAAGCAAGGUCUUCGACGCCCCUGUAAUUCAAGGUGUAUCAAGUGCAGAAUGGCCACACUUUGCAAACGAAUUUCAACUCAAAUAUGGCGGUCUUUCAUACUGUGUCUCAAGUAAAGUUAGAGUGGUGCAGAAUAAUCAGUUUGUUGGAGGAGAAUAUGAGUUAAAAGAACUCGUCGAAAAGAAAUACUUGUACCACGUUAAUGUUGAUUACCCUAAAGAAGCUAUAGAUUCAUUCGUUGAAUUCGUAAGAUCAAGUGGUAGAGCAUUUGUAUAUCUCAACUUUUCCAUCGACGAUAAGGAAAUUGGGUCUAUGGUUUUUAUGAUGUACAAUGACAUCGUUCCAAUUACUUGCGAAAAUUUCAUGCGUCUAUGUCAAAUUAAAAUUGGUGGUUAUGUCGGUACGCCAGUUCAUCGUAUAGUGAAAGACGGCUGGAUACAAUGUGGUGGUUUUGCCUUAAAGAGCUCUGACAUGAAUUGUGAAAACUUUGCGGUUCCUCUCGAUAGACGUGGUGUUCUUGCGAUGGCCAAUGAUGGCAGACACGUAGAUUGUUCAACACAGUUCUUCGUUCUACUACAAUCGGCAACAUGGAUGAAUUCAAGAUAUGUUGCUUUCGGUCAACUAAUCGAUGGCGAAAAAACUCUUCAGCAAAUCGAAAACGUAGAUACUUGGUAUGAGGCACCAACAAAAAGUAUAUCUAUUGCACAAGCAGGCCUCCUAUCUAUGGAGUGUCAAGACAUAGCGAUCAAUCGCGGUACUUUAGAGUACAUAAAUAAUCACAUUGAAGAUUUGGUUUCUUUGGGAAACACUCUAAUGGAGAUAGUUUUGGAUCGCAUGUUCCUAACAUUGGAUUUCAAACGCGUAACAAGCAUGGGAUCGCAUACUGGAGAAGACGAACGCGUGGAAGUUGUGGAUAAAGAUAUUCGGGCAACUGAAAGGUUCCUACAUGACAAGUCUGAUAUAGAAAAGCAAUUAGGGGGAACAGAAGCUCGUAGAUCUCACAGAACAUCUAAGGCGCGUGAGAUGUCAGCUUCUCAAAGUGAAAACGAGGAUUUUGAUGUAGAAGAUUAUGAUUACGUGUCAGAAGAAUAUUCACUUACGAAAGAAACGGUAGCUUCAAGUAUAGUCGUAAAGAAGGCACCCUAUUACAUCCCCUUGACAGAUGUGCCAUAUGCAGGAGACGUUAAUUCAAGCUAUGACCUAAAAAAACUUUUAAAAGGUGACUACUGCUUGGAAAGUGACAUGGUGGACCCGAUUUUGGCAAAUAAAAAUAUGAAUGAUCGGAGAAUUCGGUCGCUGUCGUCUGAUGUGUUGAACAUUUAUAAACAGUCAUUGUCUGUUUGUGAUGAAGAAGAAGAAUUAAGUUUGAACUCCGACGACGAAAGGGAAAUAAAGGCAUACCUUGGGGCCUAUUCAGAGAAAGUCAGUUUUGCUGGUGAUACAAUCAAGGGUAUCGCAUUUAGAGCGGAUGAUUUCGUUUCAUCAUUGAAGAUGAAGAAUAUGCAGUUGACAGAUGAAAUUUUGAGGAGACUAAGAUUUGUCGCCGCUGACAUAGAAGAACGUGCACGGAAGAGUCAGCCGGGAAGACGUAGUGCGCAGUAUGCAGGAAUCGAAGAGAUGACUGAAUUCGAAGCAAUGGUUCAAAACGAAGAAUUGCAUGGACGCGAAGUGGUUACGAAACCAUCAGCCUUUUUAAAGAAAGCAAAUAUUGAGGCGUAUCAUAGGAAGGUGUUGCAUAUAAAGCCUCCCGGGAAUGAGGAGGAAGAGCUGUCACAUGAACAUAAAAUUAAGAGGCGGCAAACAGGUUUCGUAACAAAGGAUAUGAUUCACAAACUUCACUUGGAAGAUUUCGAAGAGGACGAUGACGAUGCCAAGAAUGAAAACAUUAAAGAAAGUGUAUUGAUUUCCAAUAAAAUGCCAAAUGACGAGAAACGAACGCCAAUGAAAUCGGAAUUAUCAAACGAAGAACCACUAUCCGAAUUGCAACCAAAGAAUUUACUAACGUUUACUUCGCCUAUCCGCGUCGAUGACAAGGAUGAUAUAAUUGAAAAACAAAAGCUGCCUGUAAUAUUAACAGAUGAACCCUACCAUGUAAUGAAUGUACCGCAUGAAAAGAAAUUUCAGCAGAAAAUCUCCUCAGAUUACGCGAAGAUCAUUAUACAAACGGAACAGACGAGGAGAAAUCAAACGUAUUCCUUACGAAGCUUUGAGUACGCAAAGGCACGCCCUUUUCUUACAGUAUCUCAGUACCAAUUGAAGAAUCAAGAGUAUCAGAAGCAAUUAAAGGAAAAUAGUGCAGUUGAAACACUCUGUCCUGAUAGUAGACUCUAGUAAAUCCCUUCAGCGGAGUAAGCAUAGCUGAGCAGAAUAUCCCACACUCGCUAAAAACCGUAGAAGUAUAGUCAAAAUUUAUUCGAUAUAUUUUCAAACCGAUGGGAUCCUCAGAUUAAAAACAAUCACGUUCAUAAACUAUGUGGCCCAACGUAGCGAGGAUACAUUACAGUAACCCGGCGGCGAUUCGCCACUAUACUCGACCAUGGAUGCGGUGCGUCGUUAGUACAAAACAGCAAUAAUAGUAGAGUAUUAUAUUGAAUACUUUGUUCAAUGUCAGUGCUCUGUAUUAGUAUGAUAAUGACAACUCUAUCCGACGCGGUCAAAUGUAUAGAAAGAGCACUAGCGUGACUCCACAUUUGUGACAUUUCAACCAUG
Molecule: messenger RNA, 3058 nt
Organism: Hyposmocoma kahamanoa
Lineage: Eukaryota; Metazoa; Arthropoda; Insecta; Lepidoptera; Cosmopterigidae
Exons: 16
Coding region: 77-2680 (867 amino acids)
Biological process (GO): protein peptidyl-prolyl isomerization
Molecular function (GO): peptidyl-prolyl cis-trans isomerase activity
Source: RefSeq, a predicted model, not a curated record